Molecule: messenger RNA, 11133 nt
Organism: Onychostoma macrolepis
Lineage: Eukaryota; Metazoa; Chordata; Actinopteri; Cypriniformes; Cyprinidae
Gene: nav1a
Product: neuron navigator 1a
Biological process (GO): nervous system development; microtubule bundle formation; neuron migration
Cellular component (GO): microtubule cytoskeleton; axon initial segment
Molecular function (GO): ATP hydrolysis activity
Source: RefSeq, a predicted model, not a curated record
UCAAUCAUCUUGUGUUCUCAUGCUGGACGCUGUGACGUAUUCAUUAUGGAUUCAACACUGAUGCCACACCAUGCCAGGAGGUGCCAGAUUUGUAAGAGCUUCAUGCCAUGUGCUUCUGACUUGGUGCAACCAUGAGUGGGGGAGUGAAUGUGAAGAGUCUUCCACGGACCCAGCCGGGCUCCGGCAUCCCUCUGCACAGGACCAGACUCCCUUCCCCAAAACCUGAGCCCAAGAGCACCAGCAGUGGCCUUCCGAGACCAUCCACACAUGUCCCCGUUAGCAACAGAACCUCCUGUAGCAGCAGCCCUACAGCUGUCUCCUCCAGAGACGUGCUAAGGGACACCACCCUCAGAAACCAGCAUCUGCUACUAAGAGGCAGUCCACCUAGUCAACGUUCUUCCACUAGUCCUCAAACACAGACCCAAGACUCUAGAUCAGCCCACAGCAGUCCACAAGUUCGACGGAAAGAGUCCCCACUUUCGAGGGGUACUAUGGAUGGGUCCAAGACCGAGAGUUUGCUUGACCUUCGGUCCAAUGGCAACAAGAACUUCCAGAGUGGAAUCUUUCGUUCUCAGAUGGGACGAAUGGACAACGAUAACAGUUUGAUCUCAGAAGAACUCAAAUGCCACGAGGAGAGUGCUGCUUCUGGAAGCAGUCAAAGCAAGACAGGAAUCCCUUCAUUCAAAUUUAGUAACAAAAAUUUGAGGCCUGGUCCAGCGGUCACUAACGUAGAUACGGGUCUCCUCAGAGUCCGUCGAGAGAGAGUGUCCCUGCAGAACAGUGCCUCCAGUAGUUUUUCAGAUGAGGAGAUGUGUACUCCAGAUGACCUCAGUCCGGAGGUCCCACAGAAGCCACCCCCUGAGACUACUGCAGUCCCGAAACAGGAAACCUCUAGUGUUGAGAUGCUCAAAGCCAAACAGUUACCAAAGGUCAACAUGGCUGCUGUGGCACCUUUCAGAUACAGACUGCAGAUUCAGGAAGAUCUAUCUCUGGAUGACUUCAGCGACUGUUCCUCUGACUCAAUAGAAGUCUGCUGUGAUGACCUCAAUGCUGGAGGAAUGCUUGGGGGUAGCCCAAGAGGACAAGGAGUAGAUCUGGAGACUGAAGCUGACAAAACGUCCAAAGCCAAGACCCCCCAGGGCCAGGCAGGAGCCAACGGAGUUGGGGGCAUGGCUGCGAAAAGGGGCAAGUCAGGGCUCCCACAGGCUACUCCUCGGGCUGAGCUAAAGGUCUACCGAGCAGGAAACUCUGAGGGUCGUCUUCCAGUGCCUAGUAACCUGCGCAAGCAAAAAUCCUUGACCAAUUUAUGCGUGCUUACAGACGCCGAGAAGAAGAUGCACCUGUACCAGCCCAAGUGGUCGGACGACAUGGAAAAGCCAGGAGCAGGUCAGAACAAGUCCGGCAAACUCAAAGAUGCCGGAGGGGGUACAGGCAAGGGUAUCCCACUUACCAAGAACCUUUCCAAGUCAGAGCAUUCACUGUUUCAGGGAAAGCCAAAACCCUUUAACCCACCUUCCAAACUGGGCAAACCCAGUCGGAUCCCAAAGGGUCCUUACGCUGAGGUCAAACCCAUCAGCAAGGCUCAAGAGCUGGCAGAUGACGGCAAGUCAGAUGAUGAGAUCUUGUCCAGCAAAGCUAAAUCUAAUGGUAAGAAAACUUUAAGUGGUACCUCAGGGGCAGCCACCCCAGGAGGGGGCGGAGGGGGCAAAGAUGCACCAGAACCAGAGGAAGGGGACAAGACCUUCCUAAAGGUGGACCCUGAACUGGUUGUAACGGUACUUGGGGACCUGGAGCAGCUUCUCUUCAGUCAGAUGUUGGAUCCCGAGUCCCAGAGGAAACGCACUGUUCAGAAUGUCCUCGACCUCCGGCAGAAUCUGGAGGAUACCAUGUCCAGCUUACGGGGGUCACAGCUCAGCCACAGCUGUAUUGAGAGCAGCAUGUGCUACGACAGCGAUGAGACUAACGCCCGCAGCAUCUCUAGCCUGUCCAACCGUUCCUCCCCUCUCUCCUGGCGCCAAGGCCAGUCCAGCCCUCGGCUGCAGGCUGGUGACGCCCCCUCCUCCGGGGUCACCACCCACUCACUGCCCAUCCGAGCGUCAACGCAGAUCAGCCACCUGCAGCGCAUCCAGCUCAUUGAGGGCCUGGAGGCCGUGGACGAUGACCUGGCCAACCUCAAGUCUGGUUACCUCAGCGACGGCAACCUGACGGGUAAGAGCCAACCAGAAGAUGAAGAUGACGACGAUGAUGAUGACGUUGAUGUAGAUGUUGAUGAUGAUGACCUAGCCAAUGGUUGGGAUGAAAGCAGCUCCAUCAGCAGCGGUUUGAGUGACGGUUCAGACAACCUCAGCUCAGAGGAGUUCAACGCAGGCUCCUCCCUCAACUCCCUGCCAACAACUCCCAUUGGCUCUCGACGAAACUCUGCCAUUGUGCUGCGAACCGAUGCCGAGAAGCGCUCGCUGGUUGAAAGUGGCCUUUCCUGGUACAGCGAGGAGGGGAAGGCACAAUGCCGGAAUGAGGGAGGAUACGACACAGGCAGCCUUAAGGCGGAGUCAUCCAGCAAAUGGAAAAAAAGCCGAUCUCAGGAUGACACGGGAGUCAAGGGUGAGCUGAGGAAACCGCAAACGCUUGGCCACCCGCCCAGCGGACUGAAGAAGAGCCGUAACCCUCCUGUAGGCGUGAUCCCCAUCACGCACACUUCACAGACCAUGCUCAAAGUGCCAGGAGUUCCAAAGAAUGAUCAGCGAGUCGUGGAUAAAGCCAAAAUGGCAGUGAAAUCAUCAGGCUUACAGCGAUCCAGUUCGGAUGCAGGGAAAGAUCGUGGCGAGCACAGAAAGCCUCCCUCCGGUCUCGUCCGUCCCUCCGCCGGCACGGUUAAUUCCUUUGGUUACAAGAAAACCAUUCCAACUACCGGCACCGCCACUGUGCUAACAACUAGUGGAAACACCAUCUCCGAAAACUCUGCGAUUGUCAACAAAACUCCUAAAACCUCUGGUAUCCCAGUGAAACCCUCUGCUGGUGGGGUAGGUGGAGGACGCAAGACCAGUCUUGACGUGUCGAACUGUGAUCAAGGUUUCAUGGCUCCAAACGCACGCAACAACAUCCAGUACCGUAGUCUCCCGAGACCCGCCAAGUCCAGCACUUUGAGUCUGACAGGAGGGCGGCCGGGCGCUCGUCCCGUCAGCAGCAACAUGGACGCUGGUCUGCAGGGCCUAAAAACAGUCCCCGCCCCGUCCAGACUGAAGGAACCAGGCAGUAUGAAGAGCUCCCAUCGGGCCAGUACUGGAGGGUGCGCUCCGGUCAACCAGACGGACCGGGAGAAGGAGAAGGCCAAAGCCAAGGCGGUGGCAUCUGAUUCUGAGUGCGGCGGAGGCGGCCCGCUAAAGAAUGGCACAUUGACACCAACACAGAGCACGCUGGAGCCUCCUUCCAAACUGCUGGGGCUUCGGCAGCCAUCCAGCCUGGGGAAGUAUUCAGAGCUGCCCUCUCCCAACUCUCAGAGGCCCUCCAGCGCCAGAUCUCUGCCCAAACCUGUUCACCUGGAGAAGGUAAACUCCAACAGCCUGGAUUGUGGGAUAGUCGACGUGGAGGAACAGCUUCCUCCCAAAGUGCCGCCCUUCUCUAAAUUACAAGAACUAUCAGGAAUUAGCAGCACAAGCUGUCUGACGCCCAGCCCGGCUCCCAUCCUCAACGUCAACUCCUCUGAGUGCUUCUCCAGCGCCACCGUGGGCCGAGGGGGCAGCACUGGCGGCUCUCCCUCGCUCUACCCCCGCCUCUCUGGGCUGCACCGUAGCAUGGAGUCCUUGUCUCUGCAGAUGAGUGUGUCUCCAGCAGGGGGCGGCAUGAUGGAGCCCAGGCCCAGACAUGAGGACAGAGGGACGGAUGGUGGCUGGUCGACAGGAAGCAGGGUCUCGCUCACGCUCACGACAGAGAGCUCACAAAGGGACAGAAAUACUCUCCCAAAGAAAGGCUUAAGCCAGCACAUCUCCUCGCAGGCUGAGGAGGACAGCAAAGAGAGACGUCACUCGCACACUAUAGUGAGCCUGACUGAGACCAACAGCCCGCCGCAGUUCCCUUCACCCAUACUGACAGGAAAAACACCACUGACGAGCAUCAUAGCACCCAGUCCCACCGCAGGAACGCCAAGAAUGACCAGAUCCAACAGCAUCCCCACUCACGAGGCCAGUUUUGAGCUGUAUCAGGCCUCUCCGCUGGGCAGCACCUUAUCGCUCGCCGAGCGGCCCAAGAGCAUGAUCCGAUCCGGCUCCUUCAGAGACAGAGACGCCGGCGAUGACGUUCAUGGCUCAGUGCUCUCACUGGUGUCUAAUGCCUCCUCCAGCUACUCCUCAGCGGAGGAGAGAAUGCAGGGCGAGCAAAUCCGUAAGCUGAGGAGGGAGCUGGAGUCUUCACAGGAGAAGGUGGCCAAUCUGACCUCACAGCUGUCUGCUAAUGCCAACCUGGUGGCAGCGUUUGAGCAGAGUCUGACCCUCAUGACCUCUCGACUCCAGAACCUCUCCUUCAGCGCUGAGCAAAAGGACGGUCAAUUACUGGACCUUAAAGAAACAAUCGAGAGCCUGAAGACCAAGAACAUGGAGGCGCAGGCCGUCAUCCAAGUCGCACUCAAUAGCCCAGAUGUUGCCCCCAAAGAGUUGCGAAUCAGGAGGCAGAACUCAUCCGAGAGCAUCUCUAGUCUGAACAGCAUUACCAGCCACUCCAGUGUGGGCAGCCUGAAAGACGACGCCAAGAAGAAGAAGAAAAAGAGCUGGUUACGAAGUUCUUUUGGCAAGGCAUUCAGCAUCAAGAAGGGCGCUAAAGGUGGCUCCAUGUACUCUGAUAUUGAAGAGAUUGCCACUCCAGACUCUUCUGCACCCAACUCACCAAAACUGGGUCAUGAAGAUGGAGAGAACCCGCCCACUUCCCUCCCAUCCAGCCAAUCAGCCACUUCCUCUGUGAUCCAUGAAAGUAACGAGGAAAAUGAGAGCGAUGAGAAGAUGGUGUCAGAGCUGCGGUCUGAGCUGUGGGAGAAAGAGAUGAAACUGACGGACAUUCGGCUAGAAGCGCUGAACUCGGCACACCAGCUGGAGCAGCUACGAGAGACCAUGAACAACAUGCAGAUGAUGGUGGAGAAUCUGAAGGCAGAGAACGAUCAGCUGAAAACAGGAAGUGCUCCAUCAUCCCUUGUCCUUCCUUGCGGUCCACCUUCUACUUCCACCUCCCAGCCGUCUGGUCUGGCCAGCCUCCUGAACUCCAACCAAACCAAAAAACCCAUGAGCCUCACCAAGUCAUUCAGCCUCAGCCUCAAUGAGUGCUCCAACACUGACAUUGCUCCUAUGGAGUUACUGAGCCUGUCAUCUCAGAGGGAUGAGGUCUUUACGCGUGUGGUGGUCCGUAUAGCUGACCAGCAAGUGUCCAGAGAGCAGGUGAGGCAGCAGGAUUUCUACAUCGGCUCUGUGAGGAUUCAUGGGAAAACUGAAUGGUCUAUGUUAGACACGGACAUCUCCACAGCUUUCAGGGACUAUAUUUCGCAGGUGGAUCCCAGUGCGAGUAUGGGACUGUCUGUCGACUCAAUCCACAGUUACAGUAUUAAUCAGAGCAGGAGGGUGCUUGGAGCCGAAGCCCCAGAAAGUGCACCCUGUGACUGUUUAAAAAAGGGUGCCGGACUCGUCACUGUCGCCCUCAAAGGUUUUAAGGAGAAGUGUGUGGACAGUCUGGUGUUUGAGACGCUCAUCCCAAAGCCCAUGAUGCAACACUACAUAAGUCUGCUUCUGAAGCACCGACGGCUGGUCCUGUCGGGCCCCAGCGGCACGGGGAAGACCUAUCUCACCACCCGACUGGCUGAGUACCUGCUGGAGAGGAGCGGCCGUGAGCCCGGCCCCGGCCUUAUCACCACCUUCAACAUGCACCAACAGACCCGCAAGGACCUGCAGUUGUACCUGUCUAAUCUGGCCAAUCAGAUUGACCGAGAUUGUGGCACUGAGGACAUUCCAUUGGUCAUUAUCUUGGACGAUAUCAGUGACGCGUCUUCCAUCACUGACCUGGUCAAUAGUGCACUGACCUGCAAAUAUCACAAAUGUCCUUACAUCAUUGGAACCACCAAUCAGUGUGUUAAGAUGUCAUCUAAUCAUGGCCUGCAUCUCAGCUUCAGAAUGGUCACCUUCUCCAACAACGUGGAGCCUGCAAAUGGUUUCCUAGUGCGUUACUUGCACAGGAAGUUGAUCGAAGCGGAGGAUGAAAGCACAGUUCACAGCGCAGAGAUGCUGAGGGUUCUGGAUUGGGUGCCUAAACUUUGGUAUCAUCUCCAUACAUUCCUGGAGAAACACAGCACCUCAGACUUCCUCAUAGGUCCCUGCUUCUUCCUGUCUUGCCCAGUAUCAUUAGCAGAGUUUCGCUCCUGGUUUAUUGACCUCUGGAACCAGUCCAUUAUUCCUUAUCUUCAGGAGGGAGCUAAGGAUGGUGUGAAGGUCCAUGGUCAGAAAGCAGCAUGGGAGGAUCCAGUGGAGUGGGUGAGGGAUACGCUGCCCUGGCCUUCAGCUCAACAGGACCAGGCCAAACUCUUUCACCUCCCUCCGCCAACCACUGGCCCCAAUACUGCUCCAACACAGCAGCCCGGUGACGAAAGGGACACGUCCAACAAGGACACAUCUCUUUCCACAUUGGAGUCCGAUCCACUGAUGGCGAUGCUGCUGAAACUCCAGGAGUCUGCCAACUACAUCGAAUCACCCGAACGGGAUAUUUCUGGCAACCCCAAUUUCUAGGCUGAGCUAAAAGACUCGAGAGCUUACUAAUGGCUAGUGCUGUUACAAAACACUGUUCUGUACAGCUGAUUUGCACCUCCUGUCUCCUUCAAAAGGCUUGUGAGAGACGAGAAGAGGAACUCUCAAGAACAUCCAUGUCAAGGCAGACAGAACUCUAAGUCUGAAAGAAAAACAAAAGAACUGAUCCUGCCAGAUCUGAGCGAGAAUCUUUUUUGCACUGUUGUCUUAACCAGUCUUUCCUUUGCUUAUUUAACCUGCAAGUGGCAUGGCAAUACUUGCAACUGGGGAUUGUGAAGAUGAAAUGUUCUUGUCUACCAUACUGGGAACAAAAUGUGCUCCGCAGUUGUUUGAUAUUACUUUUGCUUUGAGUAAUAUCUGACCAUAUGGACCAAAAAUCUAUUCUUGUUUGCAAAAGUACCAACACUCCAUCCUCAAGAUCAAGUCACUCGAACCCUGUACACAAAGGUGCGGUUACAUUUAGACCAACUCGCAUGGAUGCAAAAUGUAAUGUACAAGAUGGUGCUUAGAAUUCAGCCUUAAAUGAUGUCCCUACAUAUAUCAUAAAGUCAGUUCCAUAGCAAUCAGAAUAUUACUCUAUAUUACCUCACAGUUUGCAUAGUGAUGCAGUUUUAAGGUGCAGUACAUACCCAUAACCAGGUUGCAUUCAUUCCUAUAAAACACGCAGACAUCAGACAGAUGUAGACUGUAGAUCUCUGAGAGGAUGCACUUUGAUUCAUAGCUUUCAAUCAAGAGCACUGACUGGUUGUUCGAGAUUCGUAGGUUGUUCACUCCAAUGGUGAGUUGCAGCAACAAAACAACCAGAAGUUGUGAGAGUUUGAGGCGACAUGAGCGAUGGAUGAAGUUCAACUAUAUGCAAAUGUCUACCAAUGGGAAAACAGACAGUGAAGCUCAUGUGAUCUGCCGCCUGAUAUUGUUGGUCAUUUAUUGCCUGCAAAAGUUGCUGAAUUAAGGUGGCACUUGGAGAUGCAGCAAAGCUGGGAAUGACUGCAGUAGGGUUCAUGUGAUCCACCACCUGAUAUAAUCGGAGGGCGACCUCAGGCGAAUAAAUAGCUGUCAGUUAUAACAGAGGUGCUGUUACUGGUGCAUGGGAACAGUAUGCAACAUCUUACUUUCAGUAAUCGUUUACGUGCGUCCAGUGCUUUUGACCUUAAGGCACAGGUAUACUUCAUUUUCCAUGUUUCGCUCCAUCUCACACACCGUUGAGCAUUCAAGCCCUUCAAAGUAAACUUGAGCGUUGUGACCGUGAGCAUGUUCUAGUGGGCCUUCAAGCACUCAAUCGCUAUUUUCCAUGCACAAGUCCAUGGCAUGCAGACAUAAAAAAUGGGCUGCACAUGGAUGUUGUGCACAGAAAAGAAUUGUAUAAUAUGGACUGUGUGAGCCGGAGCAGAACACGGACAAGGGAAGUAUACUUUCAGCUUUAGAUCCAGUAACCAAGGUGCUCAUAGAUCAUCAAGAUAAUCAAAGGCUUUGUUCUCACUGACACCCCAAACCCAAUUCACUUGGCUUUGUGCUGAUGUAGCAACUAUUGUAGGCCCUGUUUCCACCUGGUAUUAUCGUGUUUCAGAUGCAUCUCUUGUGAUCUCUUGUUUUUGGUUUUUGUUGAGAAACUCCCCUUUUAUUUUGGGAUACUCAACAUCUCUUUUGCAAGAGUGCCAAGUGUACACAAAUACUAUUGAAUGAAGGAAACCAUGUUGUGCAGCUUAUGAGCGAGCAGGAAUGGAAGCAAAUGAAAAAGAUACAGAUUGCAGCUGCCAAUACCAUGAAGUUUGAAUUACUUAUUUUGGUGCAGUUUCUCUCAACACGUCCCAGAACAAUCAAGUGUUAGUUGAGCGGGUGGAAAGAAUGUGAUGCUUCACUUCAAUUCGGAGCAUUUUUGACUACCUCUGUAUGUGGUUUCAGUUAUACGAUGACAGUUUUAGACCAUGUUUAAACCUGCAUUUAGUGCCUAACACUUGUGAUCGCAUCACCAAAAAUGCAUAUUAAUACAAGGUGGAAACAGGGCUGUAAAUAUACUGGAUAUUGGCUCCACUGCCUGAACAAAUGAAGCCAAUUUGAGCUCCUGCCAAAUAAGAUGUAGAUAGAUUGGUUUUGAAAACAAAUCAGGAUUGUUUGCAGUGUGAACAAAGCCAAAAUGGUUUAAACAAUUUGUUAUGUCUGUAGAAGGUUUAGUAAUUUAUGUUUGGCCUUUGUUAUGUCUAGAGCUUCAAAGCUAAAUCACAUCAGUGUUAGCUCACGGUUUUACACACACUUAUGUCCUCUGGUCUUCUGUAACAAUGUAGCCAGUUUUGGAAAUACGUAAUUGUUUUGGGGUUUUUUUCUUGUCAUUUUAAGUCACAGGACGACCCCAUAUCAGGGUCUUUUACAAACUCUCAAAUCAUUCCAGUAACAAUUGUAAUAAUGACAGAAUAUCUUGUGAUUCAACACACCCUAAAAAAUAUCAAUGGUGGAUUGUAACUCAUUAAUGCGUUUGCUAUUGGCUGAUUACAGGUGCUCCAGAACUGUAUGUGCAUGAAAGCUUUAACUGAGGAAAAUUAUAGCUAAAAAAGGCACCUUAUCACGAGACGCCAAAGGAUGUGUUGGCAACCAGUCUACAAGAGCAUCUUUUGUGAUCUUUUUCAUAAAUUACCAAAUUGUCAUGUACAUGUACUAACCGGUUAGUACUAGCGCUAUAGCAAUGUCAGAUGAAACGUAAUCUGAGAAUGUAAAUUGGAUCAAAACUUCAGUUUGCCAACACACCUAGUGCUCUUGAUGAUGCUUGCUGACUCUUGUGCUCGUGUUUACGUGUCCUGUUAUUGUCAGACGUAGCUCUCCAAAUGAAUAACCAGAGGAGCAUUUUUUUAAAGGUCUUUUUUGUAUGUUUUUUUUUUUUUUUUUUUUUUACUAAAAAUCCGACAUUUGUAAAUAGAUUUUCAAAAAAAUUGCCAAAAAAAUGCAAACAAAAAAGGUCUAUGGUAGAACAAACAGAGCAAGGAUAAAAUAUAACAACUACUGUAUAAACUGAAUGUGUCUGGUUAGAUAUACAUUACAGCGAGGAUCGCAGUCAUCUCUCACUUAUCGCCUUUCCUGUAGAGGCAAGUUAACUGCCACAAAGUAACUAGAUCAUGUUGCCUAUGUACGUUAUUCACUAUAAAAGUGUCCUCUGUAUUCUCUUCCGGAUCGUACAAGGUAUUCAAUGGCUUUUACGAUUGAGUUGGCCAUAACAACCCAUAAAAAAAACAGUAAAAAAAAUAAGUGGCAGUGGUGCUUCAAAUCACACAAGUACCUCAAAAUCUGUCUUAACAGCUCAUCGUAUGAUUAUAAACUUCCCUUAAUCGCUUAAGGAUAGUUCUGGGCUUUGGGGAAGAUUCCCCGGUGUUUGUCAUGAAAAUGUGCCUAAUAUAAACCAACUCGUUGGACAUUGCAAUACCUAAACUAUUAUGUUUUGCAAGGGAUUGUUUGCUGUGGAGGAUAAGAAUGCGAGCGAACGUGUUAUCCUUUUUUAUGCUAGCUUAUAAAAUAACUUUGAGAUUUGAGCUCGCCGGUAGUCUCGUUUCCAGAUGUCCUGGAAAUUGAGGCUGCUUUGCCAGCUAGCACAAACUAAAGCCAUUUCCCACUGUCUCUUCUCGUCUCACAGAUAUAUUUGCCAUCGUAGUACAGUGUGCUUUAUCAUAUCUGCUGUCUUGCAUAUGAACUGAUACAGUUUGGACAACCUAAAAUGGAGUGUCUAACUAAGUUUUGAUUAAUUUAUUCAUUAUUUUUACUGUUUUACGACUAACAACGCUGAAUGUUCAAGCAGGCACAAUAAUAAUAGAAAACCUGUGCUUUGUAAACUUGUUUAUUUCCACUUGUUUUAGAUUAAACAGGUUCAAUAUUGUUUAAUCAAAACAGAUUGAUUUGUCACUAUGCAGCGUUGGAAUAACAUUGUAGAGGUGAGUUGUUAGUACCAAUGACAGAUAACAAUGGUAUAUGUGAUAAGCUAAUGUGCAGGUUUGAUGGUGUUUUAAUGUUGAUGUGUAUCACCAUUGUUUGUCUGGAAAAACACAUUGGACCUAACUGUCCCACUGGGAUUUUAAACAAAAACUAUGUUUUUCUUUCUCUUCUUCUUCCUCUUUUUUCUUGCUUUCUUUAAGAAAUCUUUCUAUUUUGUAUAGAACAUUGCAAUUGUAAACAUUGUAAAUAGUAAACUCAUCUGCGACCACAAUCACAGUAAAAUAUGAAAAGAUCCGGCCCUAUGAUGAGACACCUUUUGUUAUUGUUGGUUUUAAUUAUUAUUUUUUGCAAACUGUCUGCUGGAAAGGGGUUAUAAAGGCAUGUGCUGAUCUGAGAGGAUUUCUUCCAUCAAAUAUUCACUCAUGUUUCCAAUAAACUCGUGCCAUCCCUA